AUGGAUGAGUGCAGAUUGAAGCUGGACAUUCAGUACUACGUCGAUCUUGCUGGUACAGACCUCUUUCAUCUACUGAGUGGUCCUGAACCGGAAAUGAGGGUAAUUGAGAACUGGCAGACAGAAGGCUUCGACAAAGGCAGAGAGUUCAGGCUUGUGAGCGAGCUGGAGGAUGCUGCUUGCACUGGAAAAGUGCAUUGUCAGUUUCUGUGCGGAAUGACUUUGGACAAACACAUGGUAAGAUACUUGUUGGAGGUGGACAGUGACAACGUUGGGCGAUACAACGAGAGCUCUUUGAGUCCACGAACAGCUGCCUUUCAGCCGAAGCUCAAGCCUCGCGCUAGGAAGGGAGGAGCUGGCGGAGGGGCGGGUGCUGAAGCAGCUGUGCCCACAGGACAAUCUGGCUCAGCAGCCGGUCCAUCAGGACGGCACACUGCUCCAGCGGGAAAUGUAGGGGGUGCUGCGCAGGCGGUAGCGCCACCUGUUCGCGCUACAGCCGCUGCAGCUGCUACCGUCCCAUCUGGACGAACAUCAGCAUCAGCGCAACGUCCUCUUCCCGACGCCCCGGCUUCCGGUCCACAACUUCCCUCCCGGUCUGCAGCGCCAGAAGCUCUUGGUCUUUCCUCACCUGCGCCGUCCCUUUCGGCAACAGUAAUAGCCAGGGAGACUCAUCAAGCAGAAGGGUUAGGUUCGGUUCAAGGGGGUUUUGACGCCCCUUCCAGAACUGCCACUGCUGCUCCUUCCCCUGCCGCAACAGCAGCCACUGGUGCAAGAGCGUCGUCUGCAUCUGCCCCUGCUGCCCCUCCAAUCGUUCCCUCCUCACGUGCUCCUACCCUCCCCGCUCCUGACACGUCUGCUCGUCCCCCUCCGCGUGCUCCUGCUCCUGCCCUAGAAAACGGUCCUCAUAUAAAUGCCGCGCGUUUAGCCCAUACUGCUGCUGCCCCUAGUGCUGCGCCUGGCACUGCCCCGGGAGCAGCAGAAGUAGCAGUGCGGGGAAAUGGGAGAGGGAGGGAGAAGGAGAAAGGGGUAUCUGGGGCUGAUAAAAGCCAAGGCGUUAUUGGGUCGGGAACCAAGGGAGUGUUCUUCCCACACUCGUUCCGGAAAGGAAAAAGGCGGUCGCAAGUGACUCCGGAGCUGCUAGCAGCGGAGGACCUGUCGGGCUUCACCAUCCAGCAGAUCAUUCAGCGCUCCGAAGUGCUCGACCGAGAGAAAGAAAAGGAGGAGCAGGAGAAGAAGCGGAUAGAGGAGGAGGUGGAGCGGAACAGAAGGAAGCUGGCCAGGAGGCGAGGCGAGGAGGUGCUUGAUGGCAGUGAGAGCCCCGGCGCCUCUGCACCUGCCAGCAACCCCCCACCCAGCAGCAGCGGCGGCGGCGGUGGGGUAUUCGCUCCCCAGGUGACAGUGAUAGACGGGCGCAUUGUGGUGAACGAGGCGAGUCUCACGGUGGACGCGCAGGGGGGGAGGGACGAUGCGAUGGAGGGGUACAAGCGGGUGGAGGAGAGCUCAGCGCGGCUCAACUAUGGCACGCAUAUGAAGAGAGAGAAGAGCGACCGGUGGAGCGUGGACGAGACAACCCAGUGGUACCAGGCUCUCCAGCAGUUCAGCACGGACGCGCUGCAGCAGUUCGGAACGGACUUUGAGAUGCUGCAGGCGCUCUUUCCUAAGCGAUCUAGACGGCAGAUGAAGGCCAAGUUUAAGCGGGAGGAGACGCUGCACCCACACCUUGUCACUCAUGCGCUCACACACCGAUGCACAGACACGCAGCAGUACGAGCGGCUGGCCUCGGCUCUCAACCCCCAGCUGGCACUGCAAGUGAGAGAAACACUGGCCGGCUCCUCUGCCUCUCCUCCCGCUCGUGCCUCUAUUGCCGCCACUGCUGCUGCUUCUGCUGGUGCUGUUGCUGUGAGGGGGAGGGAGGAGGCGAGCAGGCAGAGAGUAAGCCGGCGGCAGCAGGGAGGAGCAGUGAUCGGAAGGCCCGGGGCGGCCGUUGCUGCUGCCACCGCAGCUGCUGCCAAUGCGCUCCAUAAUAUAGUUGCCUCUGCCUCGGCUGCUGCUGUUGCUGCUGCCGGUGGUUCUCUUGCUGGCGCUGAAAUGGAUGAUGGUGCGGGUAACGAGGAGGCUUAUGGGGAGGAUGAGGGGAUGAUGGAGGAAGUGGAGAUGGAGGAGUGGAGAGCGGUAGCAGCAGAGCCUGCUGGAGAGGGGGAGGAGGGAAGGGCAGAGGAAGCAGGAGUUGGGCUAGAGGAGGCGCAUGGGGAGGGAGAUGGUGUGGAUGGUGGGGAGGAGGGAAUGGGUGGUGAAGGUGACUAUGGGGAAGGUGAUUAUGGCGCAGGGGCGGAUGGAACAGGGGAGUAUGGGGUUGUGACACAAGAAAGCGCUGCUGCGACUCAAGUAGACGGUGACUAUGGUGAGGCGGAAUAUGGGGAGGGGGAGGAGGAGAUGGGAGGGACGAUAGGGUAUGAAGACCCGUUUGCUGCAUAUGGAGGGGACGGGGAGGUGGAGGAGGAGGAGGAUCCUCUGGGUGGGUAUGGCUGA
Messenger RNA from Closterium sp. NIES-65, 2526 nucleotides. The record is from the annotation of a GenBank genome assembly. Lineage: Eukaryota; Viridiplantae; Streptophyta; Zygnematophyceae; Desmidiales; Closteriaceae.